AACUGAGACUCAUGUACAUAUAAGGCCAAAGAAGACUAGAUGUCACAAGCUUAUCUAGAGCCUGCCGGUGUGCGUGGAAUGCGUGCCUGCUCCCUAAAAUGGACACCAGAGGCCCCACCGAAGAAAAACCUGUCCAGCGAUCAAAGUCUUUCAGCUUUAAGACUCAAAAGGAAGUCUGUACAACAUGUGAGAAGACUGUCUACCCAAUGGAGAGAUUAGUUGCCAACAACCUGGUCUUCCAUACAACAUGCUUCUGCUGCAAGCACUGCAAUGCCAAACUCAGCCUUGGCUCCUUUGCAGCUCUUCAAGGCGAAUUCUACUGCAAGCCCCACUUCCAACAGCUGUUCAAAAGCAAAGGCAACUAUGACGAGGGCUUUGGACGCAAACAGCACAAAGAGCUCUGGUCCGCCAAGGACUCAGAAAAUAUGACAAAGACGGCAUAAUCAUGUCUCCCCGUGCCCCCCCCCCCCCCCCCUCUGCCUCUUCCUUUGACUCCUCGUAACUAACACCUCCAGUACAUCACAAUGAACACAUCCCUCGUAUGCUGGGGAUCUGUUAAAUCACCCACACUCUCACUCGCUUUUUAAAUGCCAUCAGAACCGAUACAUGCACAAACAGCUAGGAAAAGACUGGCCAGUCUUAAUCCAUACCGCUUAAAAAUUUACUUUAGGGAUAUACUUUGGGUUUGCGAUUAUUGAUAUCUGUAUUUUCCUAAUUUUAUUUUCCAAUUUCCUCUAUGGAGUUGGUUGUUGAUUGUGACCAAAAACAUUCUCUGGUAUGGGGAGUAUUCCGAUAAUAAUAUUUUUUUAUUAUUUUUAAUGAUUUGCACCCAUUAAUUCUUAAAUAUAUGAAUUGUAUGCUCAGGCAAACAUAUCAGAGGGGUUACGGCGCAUCCAUGUUUUGCAGUUGAGCAUACACUCAGGUCAAUUUUCACCCACGGAUUUCAAACAAAUAGUAAACAUUUUGUCAUGUUAACAAAACAUAAAUCAAAAUAAUAGUCCUCGGUAUUGUGACUUUGCUGUGACAGUUUGGUCAGUUUGUCAGGUUUCAUAUAUUUGAGGAACAAACAGGGUACAGAGUACUGUAACAUAACCGCACACAUCAGCAACAGCUCACCUCUCGUUUUUAUUUCACUUAUUGUUCGCAUCAUCCCAUCGUUGGUUCUUAUCUUAAUGACCGAUUUGAGUCUUAUCGUUGCAUGUUGGUAUGACUGAGUCUUAAUAGCCUUAUCUUAUGACUGUAUCAAUCUUUUGUGUUGUGAAUGAUUUUGUCUCAUGAUGCAUAGCAGACCACUUUUUAACGUUUUUUAGAAAGCACUUGAGUUUGGAUUCCGAUGUCAUGGCAUAAGUCGAUCCUCUCUCAGCUUUUACCCUCGAGAUUCUUCUGGAACUCUCUAAUUGUGUUUUGUAUACUAUCUGUACAUAGAGCUGUAGUUCGUGAUUAGUGAACAUUCCCCGUCAUGCCGUACUCUAGUCUUGCACAUACGACCACGUGUGAUCACCAGACAAGGUUCUGGUAAUCGCAGGGAGACGUCGUCUGUGAACAUGCUUCACUUCAUCGUAUGAAACAUUUUAACAGGAGCUGUAAACGCAGUUAAAUUCAACUUCAAUUAUGGUUCUGUGCUACAAAUGUGGAUGUUGAUGGACGGAGCUUAAUCUCAGCAAGAAACCACACAGAUUCGUUCCUUUAUUACUUCACACUCAGUUCUUGGCAUCUUCUGAUGAGUUCCCCUCUUGCUGUAUUUGAGUGUGUUCCUAUAAUGUGCCAGUUUUUAAGGGGGAAAUAGACACGCCCACUUGAACAUCCAUUGUUAUUCGUUCCCCCCAGUCAUCCCCUUAAGCGUGAGCAGGUGUCCUUUUUAAAUAAAUGCCUUCCUGCUCUCAACUCAUGUCUUAUUAGCUAAAUACAUCUUAGCCCCUGGACCUAUUUCUUAAUAUUGAAUUUACAGUAGGUGGCUGAUGGAGGGUUCAUCACAGUUGGUUGUUGGUCCCCCGGAUGUGCUUCUUGCAAAACCCAGUGGAGAGCACCCCCUGCUGGAGAAAGUGCGACAGUAGUGUCUAGUGUAAGAGUAAGAAAAAUUACUUUGCCCAAGAAGUUCUCCACAGAGCCUUUAUUUGAUGUUUUUGAAUACGUUGCCUCAGCUCGCAGUGCAGCUACUGCACUCCAGACACUUUUGAUCGUAUUUAAUUGCAACACCUAAGAGAAAUUAAAUCCAGUUAGACAAGAUUUCCGCAACUCUUCUUUCAUUCGGUGCGAAGAAUGAGUCUAAAGCCAUUCAAAUAUCUCAUUUUACAAAAUGUCUGAAUAUCACUGAGACUUGACUGACACUUGAAUGACACAAAGUUCUUUUGUGACUGAAGGGUAACUGUGAAUUUAAGCAUGCUGUGCAGAAUAGAAAGCUAAACUUAACGGAUGGAUAUUUGCUACUUUUUUAAGAGAAGCCUUAGAAACAAAUAGCUGAUCUUACUGCUUUUUUUUUUUUUCAAUUGAGACCUUUUGAGUGCACAGACCUUUACAAAGAAAAAUCUCCUGAUUUUGCCUUUUCAGAAGCAGACCUGGUUACUCUUGAGUCCCACUCUUUAACAUAUAUUUACUUCACUUUACCAGCAUUCAUUUUUCCAAUCAAACCACUUUUUAUCCUCAUAUAAUGUACCCCAAUUAAAACCCUUCUGUGUGACAAUGUAAAUCUUAUAUUUUCCUCCUUUUUUUUUAUUUUAAACCGGUCCUCUGGAUCCCUGAGAAUGCUUUAAAAUUAAGAGUAUUGUAUCUAGAAAUGCUGUCUUUGUCAUUCUCCGUUAGCAGUUCGCCAAGGUACAGCUGCAAAAUCUGUGAAUUGCAACGUCUACAUGUAACAGAGCAGACACGGUACACUUUACACUGGUGCCAAGAGGCUCAGGUGAAUGAUUGCAGUGUAACGUUCUCAAUGUUAGAUCUGUGAAUCAUUUCAUUUUUGUGCUAAACUUGAUGUGGACUUACUUUUCAAUGCUGUUGUCAUCGAGACAUUUUAAAUGUAUGCAUCUUUGGAAAUGUAUUCUGUAUUACUGACUUGACCUGUGGAUUGAGGUGGCCUUACAGCAAAAGGACACUCGGACUGUGUUUGCUGUCUAUUCUCCUCUUUUCUCCCUUCUCUCUCUCUCUAUUGCUUAUUUGUGUAAUGGAACAUUUUCAAAUGUAAGCGCUUUCUGCGCCUAUAUACACAAUCAUUCUGUGCAUUUUCUUUCUUUUUUUUCUUUUUACAUGCUUUUGGAGAAAAAUAAAAAUGCUGGUGUUGAUUUAA
This is a messenger RNA of Platichthys flesus (European flounder), 3277 nucleotides long. It is a transcript of the gene limd2, whose product is annotated as LIM domain containing 2. Gene Ontology annotation, molecular function: actin filament binding. The record is from RefSeq and is a predicted model, not a curated record. Lineage: Eukaryota; Metazoa; Chordata; Actinopteri; Pleuronectiformes; Pleuronectidae. Gene Ontology annotation, biological process: actin filament bundle assembly. Gene Ontology annotation, cellular component: plasma membrane; actin cytoskeleton.